ACACACACACACACACACACACACACACACACAGUCACGUGUAACUUCACACUUCCUGACACCGAUCAGUUUAAAUCUCAUGAUUGGUUUCGCUUUAAACCUUUAUGAUCUGCCUGUGAUUAAGUAACCACAUAAUUCUAAAAAGAAAAGAUGAAUGGGCUGCUUUUUACAGCAUCAGAAACAAAAGUGCGUGUAUUGGGUCACUUUCCACCUCUGGUUUCAGCGCUGACAUUUAAUUCCCUGUAACGUAUAGCCUCCCACUGCCUCUGUGGUUGAAAACAAUCCCUGCCUUAGGUUUAAUAAAGUAUAAUUCAUACCUCAACUCGCUCUUUGUCGUGUUAGUGUGUGCUCUGGGAGCAAACGGCGGUUUUCAACACGCCCAUGUAUAAUUUCCCACCUGUUGGAGAAGGACGAAAGUGAUAGGGGCUGGCGGCGCUCCCCCACCCAUCCGACAAGAAGAAGAGUUCCGGGUUCUUUUCAGCCGAAAGCUGCUCGCGCCUGGCGCUCUCACGGCGGGGACCAUGGCUCUUUUACUGGAUCACCAAUUUAAAGAUCUGCCUCCUGACAAGUCUGUAGACACAAAGUUGUUCCUGGAGGCUGUUUCUCAUAUUCCGGCAUUUUUUGACUGCUUGGGAUCAAGCGUAUUUUCAGUCAUCAAAUCAGACAUAAAUGGCAAUAUUACGAAAAUUAAUGCAGUGUAUCAGACGGAUCCUGCAAAGUACGUCACCUUGCAGGACAUUGUGGUGGCAGAGCGAGAAAACCAUGCAGCAGAAUGGCCUAAAGUUGGAGCAACAUUAGCUCUGAUGUGGCUUAAAAGGGGUCUCCGUUUUAUACAAAUCCUGCUGCAGAGUUUGGCAGAUGGAGAAGUGGAUGAGAACAACCCCAACCUAAUAAAGGUUAAUGUCACCAAAGCCUACGAACAGGCGCUGAAGAAAUACCAUGGCUGGAUGGUUCAAAGGAUUUUCACUGUAGCAGUACGUGCAGCUCCCUACAAAUCAAACUUCCUCAAGGCUCUGUCAAAAGGAGAGGAGGUGAAAGAGGAGGACUGUCUGGCAAAUGUGCGUCAGUUCCUGGUUAACUACACUGCCACUGUAGACGCCAUCUACGAGAUGUACAGAGAUCUGAACGCAGAGCUGGACUACACUGUUUGAUGUCCCAGGACGUUUGUCAAGCCUCUCAGGUUUCAGACAAGUCCAUUUUUCAAAUGGUGUUUUUUAGUAGGAUCGUUUUAUUUUCCUUUCAGUGUGGUAUUUAUUACUUUGAUUAUGCCUUAUGAAAUAUUAUUACUGUAUAUUUUGGUCUUAAAAUUAUGAUAAUGGAUUAAAUUUAAACAUAGCAGAUGGUUAUGUUUUGUGUUUUUAUAUAAUUUGAAAUAACUGCAGGAUUUUAAUAGCAACAGUGCAGCUCUUAGUCUUAUGCAGAAUGAAGUAUAAGUGUGUGUUGCUGCUUUAUUUAUGAGACAAACAGGUUGCUUCUCACCUGUUCCAUCAAGAGGAGAAUACAAGACUGAAAGCACUGUUGUUAUAAUAGAAAAAUAUUUCUGAUAUUCUCACAUCGGGAUGUUCUCUGUCUCCUGAGCCGUGGAGUUACCUCUGUUAACCCGAGAGAAGCGGCCCCCGGUAGUCAUUUAUCAUUUAAACAGCCCGUUUCCAGUGUGCAUUAAUCCACUUGUGCCUUAGUGUUUCUGUACAAAUACAUACGUUUUCAAAGUGAGCUCAGACUCUGUGUAUUUGCAAUUUCAGCUAAGCUACAAAGCAGUUAGAGCCAGAGCUAUUUUUCUUCUGAGGGCCCAACCUGUUUGGAGUCUGUGGUGCGUCUGUGGUGAGUCUGUGUUGACAGAAGGCGUGGUCCACUUCUGUUUUUGUAUGGAUUGUUCUGUGCCCUAAUUUUUGCCCAUUUGUCUGUAGUGACUUAACUUCUUUUACUUAACCAUUCUAAUGUCAAACAAUGUUUUUCAUAACAGCAGAGAGCACAUCAUGUGCAUAUAUAUUACUAACGUAUUAAUUAGAACCGCAUUUUCUUUUCUUCAUGGAUACUUAAAGAUAGGCUGUUUGUUUCUGAAUUACAAGCUAUGAUUAAAAAAAGAAUCUUAUCAAAAGAUCUUAAUGUAUAAUUAAAAAUAAAUGAAUUGUUACUACCCAGUUGAAUGACUGUUAAAAAACAAUAAUCACACUUGCAGUUCGUGAAUUUUACUUCAGGUGGCAGUGUUUACUUAGUUUUUGCCUUUUUUUUUUUUUUUUAAUCAGGUUUAUGGUGCAGCCACUGCAUGAAAUAAUUUAAAUUAUGUUCAGUGAUAAAAAUCAUACACUAAAUGCAAUGUACAUACAGUUACAGUCUUUGCCAACUUAGAUCCUUAAUUAUUCUAAAGCACAGUUCUGAUUUAUGUUUAUAAAUUUGCAAGCACAGCUAUGUGUCUUUCCCAAAGCUCUUUUGAUGGACCACAGUUUAAUUUGCCCUCAACUCAAAUACUUUUGAGGCAGAUUGCAGAAAAAAAAAUGUCAACACAGAUGAAUUUCAGUACUAAUUUUUUCAAACAUCAGCAAUAAAUUGGAGGAAAAUACUCUCCUCCUCAUGUCUCCUAA
Molecule: messenger RNA, 2582 nt
Organism: Plectropomus leopardus (leopard coralgrouper)
Lineage: Eukaryota; Metazoa; Chordata; Actinopteri; Perciformes; Serranidae
Product: glycolipid transfer protein-like
Biological process (GO): intermembrane lipid transfer; ceramide transport
Cellular component (GO): cytosol; membrane; cytoplasm
Molecular function (GO): ceramide 1-phosphate binding; ceramide 1-phosphate transfer activity
Source: RefSeq, a predicted model, not a curated record